This is a messenger RNA of Salvia miltiorrhiza (redroot sage), 1761 nucleotides long. Its product is annotated as SWI/SNF complex subunit SWI3B. Bases 206 to 1579 code for a protein of 457 amino acids. The record is from RefSeq and is a predicted model, not a curated record. Gene Ontology annotation, molecular function: protein binding. The transcript is spliced from 6 exons. Lineage: Eukaryota; Viridiplantae; Streptophyta; Magnoliopsida; Lamiales; Lamiaceae.
AAACUUCUACUAACAUUAUUUCAGAGCAGUACCUUACGAUAAAGUGCAAAAAAAAAAAAUCUUAGAAUAUUAUGGUACAGUGUGCUAUUCUCUCUAUUUGAUAGCUCACAAAUGCUAAUAUAUAUAUUUACAGGGCUCUAACUGCAAAUUUCCCUAUUAAUUUUAACGGUGAUUGUCUCUAGUUUUUUUAGUAAUUAAUAAAAUAAUGGCCGCUGAAACGACGCCGCCUCCCAAAUCCUCGUCCUCUGAACCCUCUCCCGCCACGCCGGCGGCUACCGCCGCCGACCGUCCGCCUCCUUCCGCCGCCACCUCCAUCACCACCCCCACGGCUCCGUCCGCCGUUACUUCCCGCCUCGGCGAAUCCGACGCCGACGUUAUUCACAUUCCCAGCUAUUCUCGGUGGUUUUCGUGGAACGCCGUUCAUGAAUGCGAGGCUAGAUUCCUACCGGAGUUCUUCGACGGGAGGUCGCCAUCGAAGAACCCUAAGAUUUACAAAUAUUACAGGAAUGCCAUCAUACGGAGGUACCGGGAGAAUCCUAGUCGGAAAAUCACUUUCACCGAGAUGCGGAAGACGAUCGUGGGUGACGUUGGGUCCAUUCGGAGGGUUUUCGAUUUUCUGGAGGCUUGGGGCUUGAUUAAUUACGCCGGUUCUACUUCAAGGCCUCAACUGAAGUGGGAGGAGAAGGAGACCAAGUCCGCCGGCGGCGGUGCCGAUGUUGCUGUGGCGAAGAAGAGGGUUUGCAGUGGUUGCAAGACCCCUUGUACGAUUGCCUGCUUUGCAUCUGAGAAGCAUGAUAUGACACUUUGUGCGAGGUGCUAUGUGCGGGGUAAUUAUAGGGUGGGCUUGAAUUCAUCAGAUUUUAAGCGGGUUGAGAUCAGUGAAGAGGCGAAGUCGGACUGGAGUGAUAAAGAGACGCUGCAACUUCUUGAAGCUGUCAUGCAUUAUGGUGAUGAUUGGAAGAAAGUAGCAGAGCAUGUUAGUGGAAGAACUGCCAAGGAAUGUGUUGCUCGCUUUAUAAAGCUUCCAUUUGGCGAGCAAUUUGAUGGUCCUCCGGAAUCUGGAGAGCUGGACGCUGAGUUAGGUUUACAAAAUGCAACAAUGACAACAAAAAGGAUGCAUCUUUCGCCACUUGCUGACGCAAGUAACCCAAUUAUGGCGCAGGCUGCUUUCCUCUCUACAUUGGUCGGAGUAGAUGUUGCUGAAGUGGCAGCACGUGCUGCAGUAACGGCUAUAUCUGAUGUGGGUGACUUGAAGCAACAAGAAUCCGGAUAUGCAUCUAAUGGUAAUACCCUGAACAAGAUGGAAGAUUCCCUUGGUGAAGCAAAAUUGCAGCUCGAGAAGGAAGAAGAGGAGUUGGAGAAGACCAUAUCCAGAAUUUCAACCCAGACUAAGGAGAUCGAGGACAAGAUUCUUCACUUUGAGGAAUUCGACUUACUAAUGGAGAGGAAAUUGCAGCAAUUCCAACAGCUCCAGAACCUGCUCUUCGUUGAUAAACUAACUAUUCUGUUUCACAAAAAUGCUGCAGCAGCAACACCAAAAACUGGAGACAACGCAGCAGAGCCUGCCAAGAUCGAUUAAUUUCUCAAUGUAAUACCAUCUUCUAACCUUGUUCUUGUUCUUGUUCUAAGAUAUUACUCCAUUGUAGUUGUCUUAGGAAUUUUCAGUUUAGCAGAUCCAUUAACUGAUUAAGAUUAAUGUAAAUUCUUUUUAACAUUUUUGAUCGUGACAUUUUGGUGCAGUGAAAAAUCGAAUUAAUUUAA